Molecule: messenger RNA, 1250 nt
Organism: Podarcis raffonei (Aeolian wall lizard)
Lineage: Eukaryota; Metazoa; Chordata; Lepidosauria; Squamata; Lacertidae
Gene: TAGLN
Product: transgelin
Exons: 5
Coding region: 131-730 (199 amino acids)
Molecular function (GO): protein binding
Source: RefSeq, a predicted model, not a curated record
UGGUCAAGGAGCUGGAAGAGCCUUUUAGCCCCAGUCCCAGCCUCCACUGGCUGCAGAGCGUGGCCAGAGCAUCAUCGGAGGAGAGCAACGCAGAGCAGCUCCUUGUUUUCCUCCUCCUUCUCCAACAAGCAUGGCAAACAAAGGACCUUCCUUUGGCCUGAGCAGAGACGUCCAGGCCAAGAUUGAGAAGAAAUACGAUGAUGAAUUGGAAGAGCGACUGGUGGAGUGGGUUGUGCUCCAGUGUGGGGCAGAUGUGGGGCGCCCCGAACGUGGCAGGCUGGGCUUCCAGGUCUGGCUGAAGAAUGGCAUUAUCCUAGGCAAGUUGAUCAACAGUCUUAGUGCUUCCAAGCCUGUGAAGAUCCCCGAUACUCCUCCUAGCAUGGUCUUCAAGCAGAUGGAGCAGAUAGCCCAGUUCCUGAAGGCGGCAGAGGACUACGGCGUGGUGAAGACGGACAUUUUCCAGACGGUCGAUCUGUUUGAAGCGAAGGACAUGGCCGCAGUUCAGAGGACGCUGAUGGCCUUGGGCAGCCUUGCUGUGACUAAGAACGAUGGACAGUAUCGUGGAGACCCUUCCUGGUUCAUGAAGAAAGCCCAGGAGAACCGGCGGGACUUCUCAGACAGUCAGCUGAAAGAGGGCAAGAACGUGAUCGGUCUACAAAUGGGCUCCAACCAGGGUGCCUCGCAGGCAGGCAUGACAGGCUAUGGCCGACCCCGACAGAUCAUCAGCUAAGCAGGAUGCAACCCUCCCCACCCCCUAGCAGAACUGGCCCUGCAGCUCCUGCACAAAGAGCCCCAAUGCCACCCCGACGAAUCAUGCCGCGGGGGCAGCAACGGCCGCCAACUGGGAAUUUUUUGGGAGAACCUUUCAAAACCUUUCACCUUAACUCUGCCCCAGAAGUUACUACCUGGGAGCAGGAGGAUUCUUACAAGGUUGCUACAUGGCAACAGCCCCCCCCCCCAAGCAUUCUGCUUGCUUCAUCUCCACGCCAAAUGCCAGUCCCUUGCAUGCUCGCUGCUUUGCUGCUUUUGACCCUUGCAAAGCUGAGGAAGUGGCCAUUCACAAAGCCAAGGGCAGGAGGGGAGAGGGGAUAUUGCAGCCCUUGCAAUGGAAAACCAUGUCCCUGGUGCAUAUUUGAACGUGGCUGAAACUUGCACAUAAGUAAGACCUCUACGUAAGUGGCGGAGGGGUGUGUGCCUCUCACCCAUUUUGUACUUUGUUGUUGUUCAUCUAUUAAAAACAAUGACUCUUU